CGCGCCCGCCGCGACCUCGGCCCCUGGUUCCGCCCUCCCUGCCUCCGCCGCGUCCCCUCCGCGUGGCGCUGCCCCGUGGUGUGGAGCGUGGGGUAGGCGGACGAUCGCCCCGCUGCCUCGCGGUGCCCGCUCUGUGGCUCAUCGGCGAGUCGGAUGGCCGACCGGGCUGAUCGUGCUCGAAGAGAGCGCUCCGUCGGUCGCGAGAGUUCGGGGGAAAACGUCCUCCCCCGAGGUCGGUCGAGCUCCCCUCCCAUGUCGGACCGAAGCAGCGUGCACCAAACGGCCCCUCGGGGCGUGCUGGCACGCGUCGGGGGCGGAGGGGGAGCGCACUGGAGAGGCGGCUGGCGCGGACUGCCGCAACGCUGGAGGGGAUACUCGAGCGGGCCGGCGCUGGGCUGCUCCCAUCGCCGCUGCAGCGGGAGCCCCCCCAUCAGGCCCCCCAUCACACGCAGCCUCCAUUUCCUCCUCGAGUCCUUCCACCGUCCCUCCCCGACCAUCCUGCUCACAGCAGUGGAGCAGCGCUACCAGUGGCGAGACAAGACGCUGCACGGCCGCCUGCCCAUCCCCACGCUCGCUGCUGUGCUCGCUCUAGUGCUCUCCGCCAACCAGAGCCCGUCACUGCUCGCCGCUAGAGGCAACCGCCCUGUGGGGCUCAUCCUAGAGCCAAGACACCCCGACUUCCAUGCGUCUAUUGGCUGCCCUCUCCUCGAGCAGCUGCUGGAACUCCUCAGCGCCAACAACCUGCAGCCUCCGCCCCGCCCCUCCAACCCCUUCACCGCCCUCAACCCUUCCUCCAGCCUUUCUUCCUCCUCUCUCUCACUGGCUGACAGUCUAGCAAGCCUCAAGGCUGCUGCUACAGCCGGUGCUACAGCUGGUGGUGCGACAGCUGCUGCUACGGCCGGUGCUACAGCUGGGGGGCGUAUCGUUCUGGAUCCAGCAGUGCACCCGGUGGUAAUAGAGGCGAGGAGCGCUGCUGCCCUGAUCUACUGCAGCCAGCGCACCUCGAUUCCCCUCGUGCAGAUACUGGAGGAGGGGUGGGACGAGCCAUCAGACACAAACCCCAUUAUGCAGGCCCCUCCCUCCUCCUGCCCACCCACCACCUCUCUCCGCACCUGCAUUCUGGAUGCUGUCGCCCUCUAUGCGGUGGCAAUCGCCCCGGAGAAGCGCCUGGUGCUGCCGGUGGAGGCAUGGCACAAGAAGCUGCUCAACCAGACAGACCUCAUGGCCUUGGCGCACCACCCCUCUCGCCAGCUUGCAGUCUUGCCCUGGACCUUUGCAAACGACUGGAUCUUCCUCUCCCUCAGCUACGAGUUGGACCCUCUCAACGAGUACGCCAUGUUCGUUGACACAGUGGGAGUGGAUGGGCUCUUCUCUGACUUCCCUGCGACGGCCCUCAAAUACCUCCAUUCUCGUGACUGCCUGGCAUUUGCGCCUGGAGUUCUGGGCGUGUUUGUUGCGCCACCGAGGAAGCGAGGCCUGGCAGACCUCCUGCUCCUCACCGCCAUCAUCAUCAUCGCCAUCCUCCCCAUGGCUUUGGGAACGCUCUACGCCAUCCUCAAGUGGCGGCAGACGGAGCAGCACCUGCACUGGCAGGAGUUCGCCACCUUCCACUCCCACGGCCCCACCACCGCCUCCGAGAGACAACCCCUUCACUGGCUCUGCUGCUGACGCUACCUUAGACCCUUUCUCUGGUGAUGCUGCUGGUGCUGGUGGUGGGGGUGACACUAGCCCUUCCGCCUUAUUCUCCCCGCGCCCCCUUGCCCCGCACCAUCGCCCGUCCUCUCCCCCACCGUUCCCACCCGCCUUGGAGGGGUGGAUGACGGGCCAGCGUCGUCGUCCGCAGUGGCGGGCGGUGGGAGGUCUAGAGGCGGCAGGCGGAUCAGGGCCAUGGAUUUUGGUGAGGAGGACUGGUAGCUGCGAUGGUGGACGGUGGAUCAUCAGCAUUGCCAGCAGCAGCAGCAGCAGCAGCAGCAGCAUCGUCAUAAGCAAGGGUGGCUGGCAGGAGGUUCAGUGGCAGCAGGAGGAUCAGGGGGACGGAUUUUGGAGAGGACUGAUAGCCGUGAUGGGAGAGGCAUCGUCACCAUCAUCGUCAUCACCAGUGGUGGGAGAUCCGAACCCGAAGCUACUGGAGCCAUAGGUUGAUGGCAAGUGGAUGCCAUGUGAUGCAAUAUUCGAAUCACUCAUGGAUCAGUGCUUGGCUAUCUGUCCUGUAAAUUGCAUAUUGCGCUCAACUUAAGCAACGG
Molecule: messenger RNA, 2243 nt
Organism: Closterium sp. NIES-67
Lineage: Eukaryota; Viridiplantae; Streptophyta; Zygnematophyceae; Desmidiales; Closteriaceae
Source: the annotation of a GenBank genome assembly